AUGAAUAAUCAUAUAAAAGAAUAUUAUCAUUUUAAUACUUCAAUAAAUAAAUAUUCAUGUAAAAAAUGUGGAAAAUUUCUUAAAAUUUCAUCAACUAAUGAGAUGACAAAACAUGUUGUUAAAUGUUUCCAAAAAGAAAUUAAAGAAAUAAACGAUAGUGGAAUCAAUAACGAAAUAGCAUUACAUUAUGAUUUUGUAACUCAAUUUACCAAUGAUAAAACUCAUAAAAUUUUAAAAGAAUUUACAGUUGAUAAAGUUACUAAAAAUUUAAUUUGUAACAAAUGUAAUCAUGUUUAUCCACCAAAUUUACAAAUAUUUACCUUAAAAAAACAUUUUAUGGAUAUUCAUCCUAAUGACUGGAAUGAAAUUAAAAAAAACAAUAAGAAAAGAAAAAUAACCAUUAAAAAUAACAAUAAUGAAGAAAACAAAAUUAAAAAAUUAUUAAUUAAAUAUCAUCAGGAAUUAUUAGAAAUUAAGGACAAUGAAAUAAAAAAUUUAAAAGAACAAAUAAAUAAUGGUGAAUUAAAAUUAUUAGAUUUACUUAUAGAAAAGGUAAAAAAUCGAGAAACAUUUAUUAAUGAAUAUCAAGAAAUUAUUAAUUAA
Messenger RNA from Dentiscutata heterogama, 603 nucleotides. The record is from the annotation of a GenBank genome assembly. Lineage: Eukaryota; Fungi; Glomeromycota; Glomeromycetes; Diversisporales; Gigasporaceae.